ACCAUCAAAUGGAGUUUCCCAAAUUUCUCCUUAUUCUCAUCCUUUUACCUUUCUACCAAGUUCUCUCCCUUAAUGAACAUGAAACUUUCCAUCCAUAUCAAACUUCAUAUACUCUUGAUCCUCAGGCCAUGAUCAUUCAAGCUUGCAACAACAUACAAAACCAAGCCUUAUGCCUCUCACACAUUCAAUCCAAUCUUGAUAAUCAUGGCCAUAUUAGGGAUCCACAUUCAAUCCUUAGAGCAGCCAUUCGAAACUCCCUCAAUCAGGCAAAGUUAGCCAUUCAAUCAAUCACAAAAUUCAGCACCUUAUCUGCUUCAUCCCGGGAUCAAAUGGCCAUUGAGGAUUGUCAAGAACUUCUCGAUUUCUCGGUCACUGAACUAGCAUGGUCGUUAGGAGAAAUGAGAAAAAUCCGAGAUGGUUUAAAGAACUUUCAUUAUGAGGGAAAUCUCAAGGCAUGGCUAAGUGCAGCUUUGAGCAAUCAAGAUACAUGCUUAGAAGGAUUUGAGGGCACGGACCGACACCUUGAAAAUUUUAUUAAGGGAAGUUUAACACAAGUCACACAACUCAUUAGUAAUGUUCUAACUUUGUAUGUUCAAUUGCAUAGCUUACCAUUUAAAUCACCAAGAAACGAGACAAUAAGAUAUGAAAAUCCAAAAUAUCCGGAGUGGAUGACUAAUGGAGACAAGGAGAUGUUAACUUCUAGUCCAAAUAAAAUGCAUGUAGAUGCUGUUGUAGCCUUAGACGGAAGUGGCCAUUAUCGGUCGAUUGCACAAGCAAUAUAUGAGGCUCCUAGCUAUAGUAGUAGAAGGUAUGUGAUCUACGUGAAGAGGGGAAUUUACCAUGAAAACGUUGAUAUGAAGAAGAAAAAAACCAACAUCAUGCUUGUGGGAGAUGGGAUUGGAGCCACUGUGAUUACUGGUAACAGAAAUUUCAUGCAAGGAUGGACUACAUUUCGAACUGCAACUGUUGCUGUUUCGGGCAAGGGAUUUAUUGCAAGGGACAUAACAUUUCGCAACACUGCCGGACCCAAAAAUUUCCAAGGCGUGGCUCUACGUGUGGACUCGGACCAGUCGGCCUUCUUCAGGUGCAGUAUGGAAGGAUAUCAAGACACACUUUACGCCCAUUCUCUACGCCAAUUCUACCGCGAAUGCAACAUCUAUGGCACCAUAGACUUCAUUUUUGGCAAUGGUGCAGCUGUUCUUCAAAACUGCAAGAUUUACACUAGAGAGCCACUUCCUUUACAGAAGGUCACAAUCACGGCCCAAGGUCGAAAAAGCCCAGAUCAAAGCACUGGAUUUUCGAUCCAAGAUAGCUAUGUUUAUGCCACUAGGCCCACUUAUUUGGGCCGGCCCUGGAAAAUGUAUUCACGGACUGCGUACAUGAAUACUUACAUGAGUGGUAUGGUCCAGCCCAGAGGAUGGUUAGAGUGGUAUGGGAACUUUGCUUUGAACAGUUUGUGGUAUGGUGAGUAUAAGAACUAUGGGCCUGGAUCAUCGCUUUCUGGGCGGGUUAAGUGGCCCGGUUACCAUAUUAUCAAAGAUCCGUCAACGGCUAGUUUCUUCACCGUUCAACAUUUCAUCGACGGCAUGUCGUGGUUGCCGGCUACCGGCGUCCAGUUCACAGCUGGUCUUACCAAUUAGGUUACAGCAGUAACUAAUAGCUCAUUUGUUUAAUGGAGUAAAUUUAUGUUUAUAUCAUUAUCUUCUAUAUUAUGUAUAUAAUUCAUGAUGGCAUAUUGUAUCAUACAUACAAAGUAAGAUAUUUAUUCCAAAUGGACGUGGAACGUCUAAAGCGACUUGUGUAU
This is a messenger RNA of Nicotiana tabacum (common tobacco), 1804 nucleotides long. RefSeq names its product putative pectinesterase/pectinesterase inhibitor 22. Gene Ontology annotation, biological process: cell wall modification. NCBI's taxonomy places the organism in Eukaryota, Viridiplantae, Streptophyta, Magnoliopsida, Solanales, Solanaceae. Gene Ontology annotation, molecular function: enzyme inhibitor activity; pectinesterase activity. The record is from RefSeq and is a predicted model, not a curated record.